AAGCAAAGAUUGAUGACAACAAAAAAUAGGAGCUGAGCAAAGCUAAACGGGGAAAUUAUAAAAGUGAAAUGUUACGCAAAAUGAGCGACGUGGAAGGGACCGAAUCAACCUGUAUCGAGUAAGGUGGACGCUUUGAAUCCCUAGGUCAUUUGCACCCAUGGAGCACGUUCUUGAGCCUUUUUGGAAGAUAAUGUUUCCCUGUUUUGGAAAUAGGGAAGCAGAAAUGUUAUCUGUUUCAGAAGAUGAAGAUGUCUUAUCUGAAGAAGAUGUGGAUAGGAUUUUAAAGACUUACAAGAAUCCUCUUCAGCUUGAGCAGUUUAUAAUGGAAGGUAAACAAAUAUGUUCAUUUCCCGUACAACUGUGCUACUUCACAAACCUUCAGAAAGUCAUUUUGUGUGGAAAUCAACUGAAUGACUUGCCGUGGUCUGUGAUUUACCUCAAGCAGCUCAAAGAACUUGAUGUGUCAUUCAAUUGUUUGCACGUUCUUCCAAGAAUUGUUGGACACAUUCCCACCUUGCAAAUUAUUUCAGUUCGAAACAACUUCAUCACUUAUUUACCAACGGAGCUUGUGAAUUUGUCAAAGCUAAAGAGCCUUGAUGUACAGGACAACCCUUUAACUUCACCUCCACCGGAAAUUGUACAACAGGGGCUGCACUCGAUUUUAGAUUACCUGAGAAAGAGAAAAAGCCGGAAAAACCUGUUUUUCAACUUUAAGCCGUGGUUUUCUGAAGACGAUAGCCUUGUCACAAAAGAAAUCCCGUCGCUUUUUGAACUCUGUAUCAAGUGUAUUCUUGACUGCCAUAUUGACUUUAUGAGUGCAAGACACGUACCACCCCGCCUAAAAUCAAACCUGGAAGACACGAGAAAGGAGGAACAGAAAUCAAUCUUCAUCUGCAAGUGCGACGUGUGCAGCAAGUAUUUUUCUAACCAGUUUAAAUUUGAAAUCCACGACUGUGGUGCCAAGUGGAGGGAGCGGAAUUCCUAGUUUUACAACUUACUAGCGAGAGCAAACCGUACAUAGAACUAUUUUAGUUACAGAGGUUGUUUUCUAACAAAAUUGUCACCGCACU
Molecule: messenger RNA, 1070 nt
Organism: Orbicella faveolata
Lineage: Eukaryota; Metazoa; Cnidaria; Anthozoa; Scleractinia; Merulinidae
Cellular component (GO): cytoplasm
Molecular function (GO): protein binding
Source: RefSeq, a predicted model, not a curated record